This is a messenger RNA of Ylistrum balloti, 2548 nucleotides long. Its product is annotated as phosphoserine phosphatase-like. Gene Ontology annotation, biological process: L-serine biosynthetic process; dephosphorylation. The transcript has 7 exons. Gene Ontology annotation, molecular function: L-phosphoserine phosphatase activity; magnesium ion binding. Gene Ontology annotation, cellular component: cytoplasm. Bases 43 to 1158 code for a protein of 371 amino acids. The record is from RefSeq and is a predicted model, not a curated record. Lineage: Eukaryota; Metazoa; Mollusca; Bivalvia; Pectinida; Pectinidae.
AUUUAGUCUAGUCUAUAAGUCAAAGAUUCAGCACGUGUUUCCAUGGCACUGACACCUCCGAAAUCCAAUCCGAAACGUCAGAGAUAUCCAACGAAAUACCAGGUUCACUGGGAAAAAGAAUUUCCAUGGAUCGGAAAACAUUCGACGAGCAAAACAACUGCUUUUUGUAAGCUGUGCUGCAGAAACUUUAGUGUUAGCCAUGGAGGAAAGCAUGAUGUGAAAAAACAUGCAACAUCAUCUAUGCACAUAUUACACGAGAAAUCUGGAUCUCUGACCACCUUUGUGACAACGGUACAGGUUGAAGAUCAAGCUGUUACUAAUGCUGAAUGGCUCUUUGCUAAUUUUAUAUGUGAACAUAAGCUGUCAGUAGAAGCUGCAGAUCAUUUAUCCAAGCUCUGCAAACGAAUGUUUCCGGAUAGCGUGAUCGCACAGCAAGCUGAAGAUUGGAGUGGACGUGCUGUUAGAAUGGCUUUAGACAUGGCCAGUGUGAAGAAUGUGUGGCGAGCUGCUGAUGCGGUGUGUUUUGAUGUGGACUCUACUGUGUUAAAAGAUGAAGCUUUGGAUGAGCUGGCGAAAUUCUGUGGAGUAGGACAGGAGGUUCAAGAAUGGACAAACAAAGCCAUGGGAGGUGGAGUAUCAUUCCGAGAGGCUCUAACAGAGAGACUAAACAUUGUCAAACCUUCACACAAAAACCUGUCAGAUUUUGUGUCUCAGCAUACUCCUGACUUUUCUCCUGGUAUCAAAGAGCUUGUUGCCAUACUAAAGGAGAGAGGGGUUGCGGUUUACCUUGUGUCUGGUGGAAUGACCUCCAUCAUAGAGCCUGCUGCUGAGAUUCUAUCGGUUCCUUUUGAAAACAUAUAUGCCAAUAAACUCAAGUUCUAUUAUCACGGUGACUAUGCAGGUUUUGAUGAGGACCAACCAACCUCAGAAUCUGGUGGAAAAAAGGUAGUAGUUCAAAGGUUGAAGGACAAGUUUGGAUAUAAAAACCUUGUGAUGAUUGGGGACGGUGCUACAGAUAUGGAAGCUUGCCCACCUGCUGAUGCCUUUAUAGGCUAUGGCGGUAAUGUGGUGAGGGAGAAAGUCCAGCAGGGGGCACAAUGGUUUGUGAGAGAUUUCCAGGAACUUAUACAGGAACUGGUGAAGGAUGAGAGUAGCUGACUUACAUCUGCUUAGGAUUUUAGGGAUGGUCUUAUAUACUUGAUUUCUGCCUUCUGAAGGUUCACAUCGUUGAUAUCUACAUAUAUGGAUGUUUACAUUUUGGAUGUUUACAUUGUGGAUGUUUACAUAUAUGGAUGUUUACAUUUUGGAUGUUUACAUUGUGGAUGUUUACAAUGUAGAUGUUUACAUUGUAGAUGUUUACAUUGAGAUGUUUAUAUUGUCAGAUGUUUACAUUGUUAAUAUUUACAUGGUAUUUAUUUACAUGGAGAUGUUUACAUUGUGGAUGCUUACAUUGUGGAUAUUUACAUUGUAGAUGUUUACAUGGAGAUGUUUACAUUGUGAAUGUUUAAAUUGUAGAUGUUUACAUUGUGAGAUGUUUACAUGGUAGAUGUUUACAUUGUAGAUGUUUACAUUGUAGAAGUUUACAUUGUGAGAUGUUUACAUGGAGAUGUUUACAUUGUCGAUGUUUACAUUGAGAUGUUUACAUGGAGAUGUUUACAUGGAGAUGUUUACAUUGAAGAUGUUUACAUGGUAGUUGUUUACAUUGUGAGAUGUUUACGUGGUAGAUGUUUACAUUGUGAGAUGUUUACAUUGUAGAUGUUUACAUGGAGAUGUUUACAUGGAGAUGUUUACAUUGUAGAUGUUUACAUGGUAGAUGUUUACAUUGUGAGAUGUUUACAUUGUAGAUGUUUACAUUGUGAGAUGUUUACAUGGUAGAUGUUUACAUUGUGAGAUGUUUACCUUGUAGAAGUUUACAUGAAGAUAUUUACAUUGUGAAUGUUUACAUUGUAGAUGUUUACAUUGUGAGAUGUUUACAUGGAGAUGUUUACAUUGAAGGUGUUUACAUGGUAGAUGUUUACAUUGUGAGAUGUUUACGUGGAGAUGUUCACAUUGAGAUGUUUACAAUGUAGAUGUUUACAUUGUAGACAAAAAGUAUCGAGGUAUAACGUUGUUGAAAAGAUCUGAAUUGAGUUAUAUUUUCCUUUUAAUUGAAUGUUAGACAUAAUAAAAAAUUACACUCCAUGCAGAGCCCAGGAUUGAUAUAAUGACACUUGGUAACAAAUUACAGGAAGUGUUUAUAUUUCUGGACUAUGUAUGCUACAAGUCAUAAUAAAAUCUAUCUACUUUCAAGUACAUUGUGUUGUACAAGUAUGUGUAUAUUCCUUCAUGAUAUUUUGGUACUCUCAAAUAACGUACUCUGAUAUAAAAAUAUAUCUGAUGUAUAUUUUGGGUUGAGGAUAAAUUUUAAAUCUAGGUAUGAUGAAAAGUGAAAUGUUGAAAUUAUUUGAAUAUUUACCAAAUUGUUUUUACCUUUUUUGUUGCAGUAUUGACCAAUUUGUUUGACUGUUGAAUUUAUUCUAAACUCCACAUAUAACAGUAUUUUUAUAUC